AUGGUGAAGCUGAACUACACAGCUAGAAAAAUUAGCGGUAUCAAAGCUGCCCAGGCUUUGAAGAAGGAUCUCAGCAAGAGAGUCCCCGUUUCCUCUACCUUCAGACUCAGAGACCCAGUGUUGGAGAUCGACAUCUCUGGAAAGCAACUCACGGAUGACGAGUUCAAGGUGUUCAUCCUCGAUCUACGCUAUGCACUAGAGUACAAGAGUUCUGAAUACCCUCGGGGUGUCAACAAGUUGCAAGAAUUACACCUUCAAGGGAACUCUCUUACCAGCGACUCGCUUGUGGAGCUUGCUAAAGCCAUCUUCUUGAGCUCACAAGACCUCAAGGAGCUUGACAUCUCCAGUAACAAAAUCAAUAUAGUCACAACUUCUGACGUGCAGAAAUGGCAAUACUUUCUCCAGUCGUUCAGCCAGUGCUGCGUGCUGAAGAAAAUCGAUUUCAGUAACAAUGCCCUUGGCUCUCAAGGCAUUGAAGUCCUGGCUCGUGUCUAUAUUCGCAGCGAAUUGGACUUUGUGGAUACGGAACUUGCCACGGACGCGGAGAUGGAUACAGACGCAGUCAGCGACGCAAUUACUCAACAUGGUUCUCCAUCGGUGAGCUUGGAAAAUGGGCAUCGUAUGUCGGAUGCUGGGCUGCUUGUUCCAAGUUAUUCUGCGACUACCGGCGUCCAUUCUCCCAGUCAAGGAAUCAGGUCUUCCCAGAGAAGAGGGUCUCAAUUAACGACUCCAUCCAGCAAAGGCUACACCGACGCAGAACUCAGACAUUUUGCAUGCACACGCGGUUUACGCUCGGUUCCGUAUCUAAUCCUCCAGAAUGUUGCCAUGACCAACGGGGGAAUUAUCCACCUUGCUGAGAUGUUCAAGCUACAUCGAACUCCCGAACACCUCCUUUCGUUUCUACCAUGCGGAAAGCCCCCGUCUCUGCCUGACUCAGAGAAUGCUUUGAGGGGUAUUCAUUGGCUUCCAAACGAACAUCUGAGUCCACUAUCCGUCAAGCUUAUGAAACUCAUGAGCCAGCUGAAGCAGUCGUCCGCCGAAAGCGAUUCUGAAGAUGAGUUGCUCGAAGAGCUGCAUGACCUGGCCUUGGACGAGGAUACCUAUGGUCUAGAACGUCGACAGAAACGCCAGAAGCUGAAUUUGGAGCUCAACCGUGUUGUCAAACUGCAAAGAAUCGACGUCUUGGGUUCCGAGGGACUGCUCAAGUCUGAGAUUUGGCAUAGUGCCUUCAGGAUGCUGCUCGUUGCUCGGGCUAUCUUAUUGGACGACGAGAACCGGCCACCUUCUGUCGAGAAGGAGUUGCGGCUGUUAUCAUCAUCAAGAAAAUCGCGAUCAUCGGAGUCCAGAGAAAAGUCAACACCAGCCAGAUCCCCACUACCUCUGCCGCAGCAUGUUCAAACCAGCACGAAUCAAUGGAGCACGCCGCCUGGAGUCCUGAUUUCCAGCUUCCGUUUUGAUCCCGAGUCUUUGACAUUUGACUUGAUGUUUCCCGCAAUGCAUGCGCCCCCUGAACAUCCCGUCUUGCAGGCCCAUCCACCGCCGGUGGCAGCAGCCAUGUCCGCGUAUUCAUCUCCAACCACACAAAGCCCACAGCAGCAGCAGAUAACCAUAGCAACCGGCGGACAUUCUCCCCACGGCCGUGCGACGGGGGCGGCUGGAGAUACUAGUACUUCUCCUAAUCCCACUAGUGCCCCUCCUCCAAACAGACAUCGCUUUGGCCUGCCACUGCAUAUCUGGGCAAAGAUUAUUUCCGAAGCACUGUCUGUCAAGCGACUCCUGCAUCCAGAUCAGCAGAUGAGAAUCUUAACCUAUGCUGCAAGCUGGAAUGCUCUGGCGGCCGAAGUCUCCAUCAAUGGGGCGCCUGAGCAUCAGCAGUUGUGGAAAAUCCUGGACAGGUUGGGUCUUGGACUCGCGAAACUCUAUCUCGAACAGCCCAACACUCGGGUCAUCCUCACCACACGCAGCACUACCCCAUCCGACAUUCUCGAUGCGCUAUGCAAAUCCGUCCCCGGUACUCUUGAGGGAAUCUACAAGCUCGACAGCGCAUCCACCGAAGACGCAAUUGCUCUACGUGAAUCGCUCAUGGCCAACGAAAACAUCAACAAGAUUGAUGUCCUGAUCGCCAACGCCGGUGUGGGCGAGCCCUUCGACAGCGUGCUUGAGGCGCCCAUCGAUGCAUUGGAGAUGUUCUACCAGGUUAAUACCCUGGGUCCUAUCCGGCUUUACCAGCAACUGUGGAAGGAUCUGCUGGAGAAAUCGGAUAAUCCGAAGUUCGUCCUGGUAAGCUCCAUCCUCGGAAGUCUGACCUAUAUCGAUCCGACGCCCUGUGGUGGCUAUGGAGCAGCGAAAGCAGCGGCAAAUUAUCUGGUGAAGAAGAUGCAUUUGGAGAGUGAGAAGUUGGUGGCUUUGUCAUUGCAUCCGGGAUGGGUCAAGACUGCAAAUGGUCAGGCAUAUGCCGACGCUGUCAACGUUCCAGAGCCGCCAAUGACAACAGAGGAAUCAGUCAACGCAAUCUUCAAGACGGUUUCGGAGGCUACAAAGGACAGCACGUCUGGAAAAUUCAUUGACGCUAUGAGUGGAAAGGAGCUGCCUUGGUAG
This is a messenger RNA of Talaromyces atroroseus, 2598 nucleotides long. RefSeq lists its product as hypothetical. NCBI's taxonomy places the organism in Eukaryota, Fungi, Ascomycota, Eurotiomycetes, Eurotiales, Trichocomaceae. The record is from RefSeq and is a predicted model, not a curated record. The transcript is spliced from 7 exons. Bases 1 to 2598 code for a protein of 865 amino acids. Gene Ontology annotation, molecular function: oxidoreductase activity, acting on the CH-OH group of donors, NAD or NADP as acceptor; protein binding.